This is a messenger RNA of Drosophila arizonae, 6574 nucleotides long. RefSeq names its product calcium voltage-gated channel subunit cacophony (gene cac). Gene Ontology annotation, molecular function: calcium ion binding; high voltage-gated calcium channel activity. Gene Ontology annotation, biological process: calcium ion import across plasma membrane; chemical synaptic transmission. The record is from RefSeq and is a predicted model, not a curated record. Gene Ontology annotation, cellular component: membrane; voltage-gated calcium channel complex. NCBI's taxonomy places the organism in Eukaryota, Metazoa, Arthropoda, Insecta, Diptera, Drosophilidae.
AGCUCCGCGUCAAUGUCAUAUGAGCAAUAGAAUAGGCACUAUUGAGCAUUGCUCUCAGAUGGAAAGAACGCACAGCUAUAGUAACGGCUCAUAUAUGCAUCUCUUUUGCGCGCACGCCGUGCCGCAGACAGCGUCUUGGUUACAUCAAGUGAUGUGCAGUUUAUUUGCGGCGGCAGUGCCUGCAAGUUCCGUGUGAAGCUUUUUUUAUGUUCGAUCCAAAGCGCAGGACUGUUUGGUUAGCUGCCUGUGCGUGUAGUUGUCGUGUGUGUGCCUCUGGCCUGUGCCAGUGUAUGUGUUUGUGUGUGUAAUGUGUAAAGUGUAACACAAAGUCUUCAUCGACUUGCGUUUGUCAAGUUUUUUCGUCCAACUGCCGGCCAUUGCGAAAUCAUUGUACAGCCUUUGGCUACCCAACUAAAUGUCCGGUUGCCACAUUUGUGCCAUGCGGACGGCGUGUCACAUCCGACAAAUGCGUAUUGUUGUUCAUCUUGUGUAAUAUAAUUAUGGCCGAGCGGUCGUUACAAAAGUAUCAAAAAUUGGAUAUAGUGACGGUUGGAAGCAGCUCAGGAAGCAGUGCUAGCAGGGCAUCAACAGGACUCCUUAGGCGGGGGGCACUUGGGUCGAAAGGGAGCCCAUCGCUUAGCUGAUAGAAUGGGUGGCCCGAAAAAAGAGGAAAACCCACCAGGUGGUGGUCCGACGUCAUUGUUUAUCCUAACCGAGGAUAACCCAAUUAGAAAGUACACACGAUUCAUCAUUGAAUGGCCGCCCUUUGAGUACGCUGUGUUAUUGACAAUCAUAGCCAACUGUGUUGUGUUGGCAUUAGAAGAGCAUUUGCCAGAGGGCGACAAGACAGUAUUGGCUCAAAAAUUGGAAAAAACGGAGGCCUAUUUUUUAUGCAUUUUCUGUGUAGAAGCAUCGCUCAAGAUCCUUGCCUUAGGGCUUGUUCUGCAUAAACACUCCUAUCUCAGGAAUAUUUGGAACAUCAUGGAUUUUUUCGUUGUAGUGACGGGAUAUCUAGGUUUACAAGUAGUUUUAAAAUCUAUAAUCAAGGCGAUGGCACCUUUACUGCAAAUCGGACUCUUGGUGUUGUUUGCAAUCGUAAUAUUUGCAAUCAUUGGACUCGAGUUUUAUUCGGGCGCACUGCAUAAGACUUGUUAUAGCUUAGAAGAUCCAAACAAACUAGUGAAGGAAGGUGAAUCGGAGACACCCUGCAACACAGAUAACACCACAGAGAAAGCAGGUGGUUCCUAUGUGUGUAAUAUUACGACGAGCAUGUGUCUGGAGAAGUGGGAUGGACCAAAUUCAGGCAUAACAAGCUUUGAUAAUAUUGGCUUCGCCAUGUUGACGGUAUUCCAGUGUAUUACAAUGGAGGGCUGGACGGCAAUACUAUAUUGGACCAACGACGCAUUAGGUUCAUCAUUUAAUUGGAUAUAUUUCGUGCCUCUUAUAGUUAUAGGCUCAUUUUUUAUGCUCAACUUAGUUCUUGGUGUCUUGAGUGGAGAGUUUUCAAACGAGAGAAACCGCGUCGAGCGCCGCAUGGAAUUUCAGAAAUGCCGUUUUCGCGCCAUGUUUCAAACAGCAAUGGUCUCAUAUCUUGAUUGGAUAACGCAAGCAGAGGAAGUUAUAUUAGCCGAAGAACGAACAACAGAGGAGGAGAAAAUGCAUAUUAUGGAAGCCCGCAGGCGAAAUGCAGCUAAACGGAAAAAGCUGAAAAGCUUAGGAAAGUCAAAGUCGACAGACACUGAAGAAGAAGAAGCCGAGGAGGAUUACGGCGAUGAUGGUUAUCUGAAAACUCGUUCGAAACCCCAAGGCAGCUGUACAGGAUUUUGGCGAGCCGAGAAAAGGUUCCGUUUCUGGAUACGGCACACAGUGAAGACGCAGUGGUUCUAUUGGUUCGUGAUAGUGCUCGUCUUUCUCAACACUGUUUGCGUCGCUGUCGAGCACUAUGGACAGCCGACAUUCCUCACGGAGUUUCUGUACUAUGCGGAAUUCAUCUUCCUGGGGCUGUUCAUGUCGGAAAUGUUUAUCAAGAUGUAUGCGCUGGGUCCACGCAUUUACUUCGAGUCGUCGUUCAAUCGUUUUGAUUGUGUCGUCAUUAGUGGUUCGAUAUUCGAGGUGAUCUGGUCUGAAGUUAAGGGCGGCUCGUUCGGUCUGUCUGUGUUGCGUGCCCUCCGGCUGCUGCGCAUCUUCAAAGUGACCAAAUACUGGUCCUCCCUACGUAAUCUAGUUAUAUCAUUGCUGAAUUCGAUGAGAUCCAUCAUCUCACUGUUGUUCCUGCUCUUCUUGUUCAUACUGAUAUUUGCACUGCUUGGCAUGCAACUGUUCGGUGGGCAGUUCAAUUUGCCAGGAGGCACGCCCGAAACAAACUUUAACACAUUUCCCAUAGCACUCUUAACAGUGUUCCAAAUCCUAACCGGCGAAGAUUGGAAUGAAGUUAUGUAUCAGGGUAUUAUAUCGCAAGGUGGUGCAAAGAAAGGAAUGAUUUACUCUAUAUACUUUAUCGUUUUGGUACUCUUCGGUAAUUAUACGCUUUUAAAUGUGUUCUUGGCUAUCGCCGUCGAUAAUUUGGCGAAUGCUCAAGAACUGACAGCAGCCGAAGAGGAACAAGUCGAAGAAGAUAAAGAGAAACAGCUCCAAGAACUAGAAAAAGAAAUGGAAGCCCUCCAAGGCGACGGCGUCCACCUGGAGAACGGCGAUGGUACCGUGGCCACCAGCAAGGGCAAAGGCAAAAAGAAGGAGGAAGAGAAGAAGGAGGAGGAGGAAGUUACGGAAGGGCCAAAGCCAAUGUUGCCAUACUCUUCGAUGUUCAUACUAUCACCAACAAAUCCCAUACGACGUGGCGCCCAUUGGGUGGUUAAUUUACCAUAUUUUGAUUUCUUCAUAAUGGUCGUCAUAUCAAUGUCAUCAAUAGCAUUAGCAGCCGAAGAUCCCGUUCGUGAGAACUCGAGGCGAAAUAAGAUCUUAAAUUACUUUGAUUAUGCAUUUACCGGCGUAUUCACGAUAGAAAUGUUGCUGAAAAUUGUAGACUUGGGUGUCAUCCUACAUCCUGGCAGCUAUUUAAGAGAAUUCUGGAAUAUUAUGGAUGCUGUGGUCGUUAUAUGCGCUGCUGUUAGUUUCGGUUUCGAUAUGAGCGGUAGCAGCGCUGGACAAAAUUUGUCCACUAUCAAAUCGCUUCGGGUGCUGCGCGUCCUGCGUCCAUUGAAGACUAUUAAACGUGUUCCCAAAUUGAAAGCCGUCUUCGAUUGCGUCGUGAACUCAUUAAAAAAUGUUGUUAACAUUCUAAUCGUGUACAUAUUGUUUCAAUUUAUAUUUUCUGUUAUUGGUGUACAAUUGUUCAAUGGAAAGUUUUUUUAUUGUACGGAUGAGAGUAAACAUACUUCCGAAGAGUGCCAGGGUUCGUAUUUCAAAUACGAGGAAGACGAACUGCUGCCCAAACAGGAGAUGCGCGUGUGGAAGCCACGCAGCUUCCACUACGACAAUGUCGCCGCUGCCAUGCUGACGCUGUUCGCCGUGCAGACCGGCGAGGGAUGGCCACAGGUCUUGCAACACUCAAUGGCUGCCACUUAUGAAGAUAGGGGUCCAAUCCAAAAUUUCCGGAUCGAAAUGUCCAUCUUUUAUAUAGUAUAUUUUAUUGUAUUUCCAUUCUUCUUCGUCAACAUAUUCGUCGCCUUGAUUAUCAUAACAUUUCAAGAGCAAGGCGAAGCUGAAUUGCAAGAUGGUGAAAUUGACAAAAAUCAGAAAUCGUGCAUUGAUUUUACGAUCGGAGCUCGGCCACUUGAGCGAUAUAUGCCCAAAAAUCGAAAUACCUUCAAGUAUAAAGUGUGGCGCAUUGUUGUCUCUACACCAUUCGAAUACUUUAUAAUGAUGCUGAUUGUGUUCAAUACGCUGUUGUUAAUGAUGAAGUAUCAUAAUCAAAGCGAGAUGUACGAAAAGUCACUAAAGUACAUCAACAUGGGAUUCACAGGCAUGUUCAGUGUUGAAACUGUUCUAAAAAUAAUUGGAUUCGGUUUCAAGAACUUUUUCAAGGAUCCAUGGAACAUUUUUGAUCUAAUUACGGUAUUGGGCAGCAUUGUGGAUGCUCUCUGGAUGGAAUUCGGGCACGAUUCGAACUCAAUCAACGUUGGCUUCCUGCGUUUGUUUCGUGCGGCGCGUCUUAUCAAAUUGCUUCGACAAGGAUAUACAAUACGAAUUCUCCUGUGGACCUUUGUACAAUCAUUUAAAGCACUUCCAUAUGUUUGUUUGCUUAUUGCAAUGCUAUUUUUUAUAUACGCCAUUAUUGGCAUGCAGGUAUUCGGCAACAUAAAAUAUGAUCCGGACACCCAACUGAAUCGUCACAAUAACUUCCAAUCGUUCUCUGGAGGAAUCAUGCUGCUCUUUCGAUGUGCAACGGGCGAGGCGUGGCCAAACAUAAUGCUGGCCUGCCUGAAGGGAAAGGCCUGCGACGAUGAUGCCGAGAAGGGUGCCGGAGAGUACUGUGGCUCGACAUUGGCUUACGCCUAUUUCGUAUCGUUUAUAUUCUUUUGUUCAUUUCUAAUGUUGAAUCUGUUCGUGGCCGUCAUCAUGGAUAAUUUUGAUUAUCUAACGAGGGACUCCAGUAUAUUGGGUGCUCAUCACUUAGACGAAUUUGUGCGCAUAUGGGCGGAAUAUGAUCCAAAUGCGACUGGUAGAAUACAUUAUACGGAAAUGUAUGACAUGCUGAAAAAUAUGGAUCCGCCCUUGGGCUUCGGUAAUAAGUGUCCCAACCGGCUAGCCUACAAGAAACUAAUACGUAUGAAUAUGCCAUUGGACGAUGAAUUGAGAGUCCAAUUCACGACGACGCUGUUCGCUCUGAUUCGGGAGAAUCUUAGCAUUAAGAUGCGAGCGCCUGAGGAAAUGGACCAGGCGGACCUAGAGCUCAGGGAAACCAUCACGAACAUCUGGCCAUUGCAGGCAAAGAAAAUGCUGAAUCUGCUGGUUCCGCCCAUCGAUCAGUUGAACAAGGGCAAACUCUCAGUUGGUAAAAUCUAUGCAGGUUUUCUCAUAUUGGAGUCCUGGAGAAACACAAGAUUCGGCCAGAUUGAUUCAGGCAUGCCGCGGAAGAAGCCCGAAGAUGAUGAUGAUCGUAAAUAUAGCCCAACGGCCGUCGAGGAGCCGAUGCUGGAUCUGCAAGACUCGUCGAGACAUCCAUCGCAGGAGUCGCUGACCGGUCCCGAUGCUGGCCAUUUACAUCCUGGACAUUCGUAUAUCAAUGGCCAUCGGCAUUCGCCUAGCUCGAGACACAACGGUUCUCCUUUGGCCAGAUCGCCAAGUCCAAGACGACGCGGCCAUCAAUACAUACAUCAUGAUAUCGGAUUCUCCGAUACCGUAUCUAAUGUUGUAGAGAUGGUCAAGGAGACUCGGCAUCCUAGGCAUGGCAACAAUCAUCCACGGUAUCCAAGAGGUUCAUGGUCAGCAUCGACAAGUCCGGCCCGUUCGCCCUCGCCUUCUCGUUAUGGUGGUCAUUUGUCUCGCAGUAAACGCACUCAACUGCCUUAUCCCACAUAUGGGACAACAAGUUUAUGUCAAAGAUCACGAUCGCCGAGUCCCGCUCGACUUCAGGAGAUGCGUGAACGAGACAGACUUGGUUAUGGGAUUGAUAUGGGUGGCGCCCAUGUACAGCACAGCUACCCAACGUUGGCCUCUCGUCGUGCUGGCAUCGGACGACGCCUACCACCGACUCCGAGCAAACCGUCAACCCUUCAGCUAAAGCCAACCAAUAUUAAUUUUCCAAAGCUGAAUGCGAGUCCAACCCACACGCAUCACUCAACACCCCACAGUGUUCACUCGCUGCCGCAUCACCGCGACCUCUUGCGGGAUCCGAGAGACGUGUAUUAUAGUAGUAGAGAGCGAGAACGUGAUCGGGAACGUUUCAGAGACCGGGAUCGGCUGCACGAGUACGACGUGCGCUACGAGUAUCGGGACCGGGAACGAGAGUUGUACGAGCGUGAACGGGAACGCGAGCGCGAAGUGGAAAGAGAAAGACUGGAAUAUAUAGCACCGUUGUCAUUUGAGCAAGCGCUGGCUAUGGGCCGAACGGGUCGUGUACUGCCAUCUCCAGUUCUAAAUGGUUUUAAGCCAAAGAGCGGACUUAAUACUCGACACUCCGAUUCGGAUGAGGAGGAUUGGUGCUAGCAAAGGCUUUGAUUGCGAUCGCGUAAUCCGAACGAACAGAUCUGGGUAUAGCAUCAGGCCAAUUGGUCAUCGUUAUCAGCACCAAACUUAGAUCACAAUUUUGAUACGAUACGAAACGAAUGUAUUCGAUAUACAGCAGCAGCUCCAGCAGGUAGCACAUCAGCAUAUGCUUUAAACCCAAAUCGACAGCCGCAAUCGCAACAAUUCUCAACACAUCAACAACAGCAACAGCAACAAGAACAAGAACAAAAUCAACUACAACCAGACACAUGCUACGAGUACUCGCCUAGCGAUGCUUCACUGUUAACAAUGCCAGUUCCAAUGGCACUGUCCUUGCCCGGAACACGAACAACAUCGCCUCUAUCGGAUAUACUAGUAAGCAGGAAUCUAAGAUCAGCAGCAGCAGCAGCAGCAACAACUACAGCAA